AUGUUACUGCUGCAGGUUCUGAUUGCGACUUCAGCGUGGUCUUAUGGACAUGCACAAAAAAGUGUGACGCAAACUCCCAUAUCUAUCACCAGACAAAAAGGUAAAACUGCAGUUAUGCUCUGUAAAAUUCCUGGUGCCACUAUCAACAGUGAAUACAUACACUGGUAUCGACAGAGCCCUGGUGCAGCUCCAAAGAGGAUUUUGUAUGCUCAAGCGACAUCAGUGACUGUGGAUGAAGGCAUUGAUAAAGGAAGGUUUGAAGUUUCAACUGUUGCUUCUGAACACGUCUCUAUUCUCCGCAUGCACCAGCUAACCCCUGAGGAUACUGCUAUGUAUUAUUGUGCCGUCUGGGAUCCAAAUGAGUUCAAGUACUUUGGCACAGGAACAAAACUGGUUGUUUCUGACACAAAAGCAAAACUUAAUCCUCAGAAGGUCCAGAUCCUGUCUCCUACGACACAAGAUGGGAAUGGAACAUACGUAUGCCUCUUUGAGGAUUUUUUCCCAAAUGUUAUUAACGUGACUUGGGAAGGCCCGGAUGCAGAUAAAAAUGCAAUACGUGGUGAAAUUUGGCCCUCUGGUGACGAUCAAAACUCAUACUCAAUGAGUAGCUGGCUGACUAUGGAUGAUCCUGACCAGAUGUAUAACUGCACAUAUAAACAUGAAAGCGGAAAAGAUUCUGUUCCUCUCCAAUCCCAAGCACCUAAUGCUCCGGACAACCAGAUAGUGCCUUGCGUCAACAGAGUUGAGAACGGCACCACGUUUUCCACAGAUUAUGAUUUUACAGAGAGUUUAACGCACACAACUGCAUAUUUCGUAUACAUCCUCCUUCUCCUGAAAAGCACCAUGUACUACGUCAUUGUACUCUUCUUCAUGUACAGAAUGAAAAGUUCAAGCAAACGCCAUGGAAAGAAACCCUGAACUUCUCCUUCAGCCUUCCAGCCUCAACAUGUGUGUCUGAAAGUUACUUUGCUUGUGAACAGGUUUAUGACCAUGAAACACCUUGCUCCACAUAUUAAGAUAUGCUUUGAGUUUGAGUUUGUUGGUUAUUUCUUUAAUUAUAGCAUAAGAAGGCUUCUUCUGCUUUGGGCCUAACAGUUUUACAGUUGGUCUUUUUUAUCAUUUUAAUUUUGCAACUAUUGAAUUUCCUAGAUUAUACUCCUUGGUUUCAGUGGGAAUUCUGCCUCACAAAGCGGGGCAGGAUCCAUCUCUUAGGCUCCUCUACUGCAAAAACAUUUGUGCACAUAAAGAACAUUUUGGAUCUGGGCAGCCCAACAGCAUGCAGUAAAGUCUGUGUGAAAACUCGGCCCCAUACAUAUUUGCAGGAAUGGAGUCCUAAUCUGUAACUUAAAAGAAUUUCUCAUUUCAUAGCUACUGAUUUCAUGUAUUUGCUUUAUAA
Molecule: messenger RNA, 1396 nt
Organism: Pelodiscus sinensis (Chinese soft-shelled turtle)
Lineage: Eukaryota; Metazoa; Chordata; Testudines; Trionychidae
Source: RefSeq, a predicted model, not a curated record